This is a messenger RNA of Loxodonta africana (African savanna elephant), 906 nucleotides long. It is a transcript of the gene ABRACL, whose product is annotated as ABRA C-terminal like. The transcript has 3 exons. The coding region runs from base 256 to 501 and encodes 81 amino acids. Lineage: Eukaryota; Metazoa; Chordata; Mammalia; Proboscidea; Elephantidae. The record is from RefSeq and is a predicted model, not a curated record. Gene Ontology annotation, biological process: regulation of actin filament-based process.
CUCCUCGGGCGUCUCCUCCCCUAAGUUUCCUUCUCAUAGGCUUGUCCCUGACAGUGUGGGCGGCCCCUUUCCUGAGCGCUUAAACUCUUACUUUUUUUUCCCCACCCUCCUCCUCCUCCACACCAGCCUUUCUCUUUGCCUCAGUCACUUCCUUGCUCAGCCUCUUCCUCCCCAGUGCAUUGAAGAAGAUAACCGGGUCGGAAGGACUCGGCACCAGUUUUUCAACCGAAAAGAAGCCGAGGCGGUGAGGCAGCAAUGAAUGUGGAUCAUGAAGUUAACCUCUUAGUGGAGGAAAUUCAUCGCUUGGGUUCAAAAAAUGCUGAUGGAAAGUUAAGUGUGAAAUUUGGCGUUCUUUUCCGAGACGACAAAUGUGCCAACCUCUUUGAAGCACUAGUGGGAACGCUCAAAGCUGCAAAACGAAGGAAGAUUGUUACAUACCCAGGAGAGUUACUUUUGCAAGGUGUUCAUGAUGAUGUUGAUAUUGUAUUGCUGCAAGAUUAAUGUGGUUUGCAUAUCUUUGUGUAUUGCUAUUUUUUGUUUCUGGUAAACUGGAUUAUUAAGUCAAAGAGCAAACAUGUAAGCAUACUUAAUGUAUUUUUGUAGAACUUUAUAAACAAAAGGAGACUCAUAUUUUGGAAGUCUGCUCUUUUGAUAUCUGGAAAGAAAAUUUAUGUAUUACACUGUAAAAUAAGCAAAACCUAUUAUUUUUCUCCGGAGUCUGGUUAGAAAACGUAGGCAAUGAGGCUUUUUUUUUUUUUUUUGGUGGGGGAGGGUUGGGGAAGUGUUUGAUUCAUAAAUCAUUCUUGGACAACUUUAUAGAUAUUUGCCAUUCUGUGAAAGUAGAAAACAAACUCCACAAGGAAUAUUAUAAUGUAUAUGUAAUAAAGCCAUGUAACUAUCUUAAAA